CCGUCAUCCUUCGCGUUCCUUUGAUGAAUUACACAGCCGGGCUGAGCCACUUGGAUUUUCAAACUCGUAGUUGGUUUGCCUUAGGGAGCGAAUGCAGAGACUUUGUAUGACCAUUGGCCUUCUCCAGAAGAUCCCAGAACAGCUUGAUGGUCUUCUCCCCAAUGUGGCGCUUUGUGCUCCCGGGGUGAUGAGCCUCGAUUCAUCUUUUUUCGAUCUGUUGAUAGGAUGCCUGACUCAUUGCUUUUGAGCUGACAUGCCAUUUUCAAUUCUUCCCUGCAUCGCCAACAGCAUCGCGGCAAUUCCUUCCAUCAUGAAUGCCUAAAUUUGGUUCAUUCAAACUAUAAAGAAACGUUCUCUUUGCCUUUUCGCUCUGCCUCUCGUCCAGCACAAUGGGACGACUUUUCCUCAUCUUUGCUACAUUGCUUGCGGGAUUCCUGGGACUUGUCAGGUGUGACAAGGAUAUAACAAUAUAUGCGGACAAUCAGGCACUGGAGUAUAGAAGUCCUUAUGCGAGACCAACCGAUUGGUACAACCAAGACUAUCGUUGCGGGAUCCCCAUCAAGGAAACACACGAACAGAGCGCCACUGUUACUUUCACAUUCAACGGGACAUCCGCCCAGGCAUGGCUACUCAGCGCCAACACCACGUCAAACGUUGACUUUUAUAUCGAUGGCAUUUACGAAGGUACAAUGGACACUUGGAGCAACACCAGCAACACCAGCUGCUUUUAUAAACAUUGGAAUUCGCCCAAAUUGCCGGUGGGCGAGCACACGAUCACUGUAUUACACAGGAAUUUGAACCGUAGUCACCCGAACCUCGAUUUUGUGAAGUAUACCUACGUCUAUAGUUCUGCUGGAAAAGGCGGCUUGUCACUUGGAGCCAUAGCGGGCAUUGUCAUCGGUGCAAUAGUAGGGUCCAUCUUGAUAUGCAUUUUAGUCGUAGCGUGUUGGGAAACAUGCAUGUAAGAUACUUCCGUAAAUGUGUUAGUGUGUUGAGACCUGCGCAACAGGUCCGUAUUUCAUAUGUGGAUCUACUCAAAG
This is a messenger RNA of Cantharellus anzutake, 1040 nucleotides long. RefSeq lists its product as uncharacterized. The record is from RefSeq and is a predicted model, not a curated record. The transcript has 5 exons. NCBI's taxonomy places the organism in Eukaryota, Fungi, Basidiomycota, Agaricomycetes, Cantharellales, Hydnaceae. Bases 390 to 965 code for a protein of 191 amino acids.